AUGCUUCCUGCCUUGAACACUCCAGACUAUUUGGGUUACGCCAAGGCCGCUGUUGAAGAGGGUAUCAAAAUAAUUGAGACGGCGGGAAACCCCGAGCCCAUCCUCAAGUACCUCAAAAGCAACGGAGUUACUGUCAUUCACAAAUGCGUGUCGCUUGGCCACGCCUUGAAGGCGCAGGCUAAAGGCGUGGAUUGCAUAUCCAUUGAUGGUAUCGAAUGGGGCAUAUGCAGCGCUGGCCACGGAGGCGAAUAUGACACCACCUCAAUGAUCCUUCUAGGACGAUGCGCCCAGGAGCUGAAGAUUCCAUUUCUCGCGUCUGGUGGUUUCGCCGAUGGCAAGGGACUAGCAAUGGCCCUUAUCCUCGGAGCUCAAGGUAUCAACAUGGGCACCCGCUGGAUGUGCACUGUCGAGGCGCCAAUCCACCAAAACGUCAAAGAGGCAAUCGUCAAGAUGGAUGAGAACGGCACUAUCCUCGUCCUUCGCAAGUUCCGGAACACAACGCGCUUGGCCAAAAAUGAGGUCACAUUGGAGGUUCACAAAAUCGAAAACAGCAAGCUGGAGCCUCAAUUCCAGGAAGUGGCCCACCUCAUGUCCGGUGCCCGAGGGAAGGGCGUAUAUGAAACCGGAGACAUUAACGCGGGUGUCUGGUCCGUUGGUCUUGCGGCCGGGUUGAUCAAGUCUAUUCCCACGUGUGAAGAGCUCGCACGAACCAUCGAGCGUGAGGCGGCUGAGGCUCUCUCCAAGGCCAAUAGUCUGUAUACAAACCGCGCUAGCCUUUGA
Molecule: messenger RNA, 780 nt
Organism: Aspergillus puulaauensis
Lineage: Eukaryota; Fungi; Ascomycota; Eurotiomycetes; Eurotiales; Aspergillaceae
Product: NAD(P)H-dependent flavin oxidoreductase
Exons: 6
Coding region: 1-780 (259 amino acids)
Molecular function (GO): nitronate monooxygenase activity
Source: RefSeq, a predicted model, not a curated record